CGCUGCGGACCGUUCACAGUCGACUGACGCUUAAGGAAAGUGAAAUCGAUUCUCCGCCUGCUCAUCGACAGGAUCCCUGAAUGGAAGACGGCUAGAGAGGUCGUCUCGCCGAGAACAGACUGUAACAUUUUUCACUGUCGUGUUGCGUUCACCACCACCACAGCUAUCAUUGGCAGCCUCGACGGCUGCAAACGACGCCGCCUUCGCCAUGGCUUUUGGCGUGAAAGCGCCAGAAAAGCCCUCAGAUUGAGCAGAUUCGUCAUUUUUUUUUGUGCGGAUUUAAAUGCCUCUCUCCAAGGGCCACCGACCCGCUUUUCUGCUCCAGUUCGCGUGUGCGGUGUCGCACGCUGUCACGAAUAAACAAUUCAUAGGCUGCUAAAACACAGAAAGAGACUCCGUCGGGUGGGUGCACACAAUCUACAGCGAAGAGGGGGAUUUUUUUCCUAAGCAAUAUGGCUGGUGAGUGGGGCUGGGGACGCUGGCACAGGCUCUCCAAGGCUCCUAAAUGCUAGCUGAGGCGGAUGGCACCGUUCCCCAUGGAAGCGACAGCUCUAUGAGGACAAGCAAUAUCAAUAAUAAUAUAAAUCCGGACUCUUCAAUCUUAAUAUCCAAGAUGGAAGACGUUGUCAUCCCGUUCUCGUCUGAGGUGCCCUGCGACAAUAAUGGACAGCGCAUGUGGUGGGCAUUCCUCGCCUCCUCCAUGGUGACGUUUUUUGGGGGUCUCUUCAUCAUCCUGCUAUGGAGGACGCUCAAAUAUCUGUGGACGGUUUGCUGCCAUUGCAACAUCAAACCCAAGGAGGCUCAGAAGGUGAACAACCCGGCCAACAAUCAGGCGGCAGCAGGAACAAAGGGUACUGAUGAGAAGGAGGAGGUUCCAGCCAGCGAGGUGGGAUGGAUGACUUCCGUCAAAGACUGGGCCGGUGUCAUGAUCUCCGCUCAGACACUCACUGGCAGAGUUCUGGUGGUGUUAGUCUUUGCACUCAGCAUCGGGGCCCUCGGAAUAUACUUUAUAGACUCCUCGGAUCCUAUAGAAUCCUGCCAGAACUUCUACAAAGAUUUCACAUUACAGAUCGAUAUGGCCUUCAACGUCUUUUUCCUUCUGUACUUUGGCCUGCGGUUUAUAGCAGCCAAUGACAAGCUGUGGUUCUGGCUGGAGGUCAACUCAGUGGUCGACUUCUUCACAGUCCCUCCUGUGUUUGUGUCUGUCUACUUAAACAGAAGCUGGCUUGGUUUAAGGUUCCUGAGAGCGCUCAGACUGAUACAGUUCUCUGAAAUCUUGCAGUUUUUGAAUAUCUUGAAAACAAGCAAUUCUAUCAAGCUGGUGAACCUGUGUUCCAUCUUCAUAAGCACAUGGCUCACAGCUGCUGGAUUCAUACACUUGGUGGAAAACUCAGGGGAUCCCUGGGAAAACUUCCAGAAUUCCCAGUCACUUUCCUAUUGGGAAUGUGUCUACCUGCUGAUGGUGACUAUGUCCACAGUAGGCUACGGGGAUGUCUAUGCAAAAACCACCUUGGGACGCCUGUUUAUGGUCUUCUUCAUCCUCGGUGGUUUGGCCAUGUUUGCCAGCUACGUCCCUGAAAUCAUAGAGUUAAUAGGAAACCGCAAGAAAUAUGGUGGUUCCUAUAGUGCGGUUAAUGGGAGAAAGCAUAUUGUGGUCUGUGGUCAUAUUACCCUCGAAAGUGUCUCCAACUUCCUCAAAGACUUCCUACACAAGGACAGGGAUGAUGUCAAUGUUGAAAUUGUUUUUCUCCAUAAUAUUUCCCCUAAUCUUGAGCUGGAAGCCUUGUUCAAACGUCACUUUACCCAAGUAGAAUUCUACCAGGGAUCUGUUCUCAACCCUCACGAUCUAGCCCGAGUGAAGAUCGAGUCAGCAGAUGCCUGCUUAAUCCUGGCCAACAAAUAUUGUGCAGAUCCUGAUGCUGAAGAUGCCUCCAACAUCAUGAGGGUUAUUUCGAUCAAGAACUACAGUCCUAAGAUCAGAAUAAUUACACAAAUGCUACAAUAUCACAACAAGGCCCAUCUGCUGAACAUUCCAAGCUGGAACUGGAGGGAGGGUGACGAUGCUAUCUGCCUGGCAGAGCUGAAAGCCGGCUUCAUUGCCCAGAGCUGUCUGGCCCAGGGCCUGUCCACCAUGCUAGCCAACCUCUUCUCCAUGAGGUCUUUCAUUGAGAUUGAGGAGGACACAUGGCAGAAGUAUUACCUAGAAGGAGUGGCUAAUGAGAUGUACACAGAGUAUUUGUCCAGUGCCUUUGUGGGCCUCUCCUUCCCCACCGUCUGUGAGCUGUGUUACGUGAAGCUGAAGCUGCUGCUUAUUGCUAUCGAAUACAAGUCUGAGCAGAGAGAGAGCAGCAUCCUCAUCAACCCAGGAAACCAUGUCAAGUUGCAGGAGGGAACACUGGGAUUCUUUAUUGCCAGUGAUGCCAAAGAAGUGAAGAGAGCUUUUUUCUACUGCAAAGCUUGUCAUGACGACAUCACGGACCCAAAGCGGAUCAAGAAGUGCGGCUGCAAACGACUGAUUUAUUCCAAGAUGUCCGUCUACAAACGAAUGAAACUGGCAUGUUGUUUUGAUUGCGGCCGUUCAGAGCAAGACUGCUCUUGCAUGUCAGGCAGUGUACAUAGUAACAUGGACACCCUUCAGAGGGCCUACCCACUUUCCUCUGUCUCUGUUCAUGAUUGCCCAACCACUUUACGUGCCUCCAAAUAUAAGUAUAAUGGAUAUGUCAGACCACCAGCAGAUGGCGCUACAACACCAGGGAACAGUGGAAGUCAGAAAGAGGCUGGCGUUCGAUUCAAAGCUGAUUGCAAUUUAGUCGAGGACGAGCAUCCAUCAACUCUCUCGCCCAAAAAAAAGCAGCGCAACGGAGGGAUGCGAAACUCGCCCAACUGCUCACCCAAAAUGAUGAGUCGACACGAUCCCCUUCUUAUUCCUGGAAACGAACAAAUCGAGAACAUGGACAUGAACGUGAAGAGGUAUGACUCGACAGGGAUGUUUCACUGGUGCCCAUCAAAGGAGAUCGAAAAAGUCAUCCUGACCCGGAGUGAAGCCUCGAUGACGGUCCUGAGCGGUCAUGUAGUGGUCUGUAUAUUUGGGGAUGUCACGUCCGCUUUAGUGGGGCUGCGAAACCUGGUGAUGCCUUUAAGAGCAAGUAACUUCCAUUACCAUGAGCUGAAGCCCAUAGUGUUUGUGGGCUCACUGGAUUACUUACGAAGAGAGUGGGAGACGCUGCACAACUUCCCCAAGGUGUCCAUAUUACCUGGUACACCAUUAAGUCGGGCAGAUUUAAGGGCUGUCAACAUCAACCUCUGCGACAUGUGCGUAAUACUGUCAGCCAAUCAGAACAAUAUCGAAGACGCCUCUCUGCAGGAUAAGGAAUGCAUCUUGGCAUCACUCAACAUCAAAUCUAUGCAGUUUGAUGACAGCAUUGGGGUCUUACAGGCUAAUUCCCAAGGUUUCACGCCCCCUGGAAUGGACAGGUCAUCUCCAGACAGCAGCCCAGUACAUGGCUUUGUGCGUCAGGCUUCCGUCACCACCGGAUCCAACAUCCCCAUCAUCACAGAACUAGCUAAACCUGGCAAACUACUGCCAUUGGUUUCACUCAGUCAGGAAAAAAAAAGUGGAAUCAACAUACAAAUGAUAACAGAGCUGGUGAACGACUCAAACGUUCAGUUCCUGGACCAGGAUGAUGAUGAUGACCCAGACACAGAGCUGUACCUCACUCAGCCUUUCGCCUGCGGCACCGCCUUCGCUGUCAGUGUGCUCGACUCUCUGAUGAGUGCGACGUACUUCAAUGAUAACAUCCUGACGCUGAUUCGGACACUGGUCACAGGGGGAGCCACACCAGAGCUGGAGGGCCUGUUGGCUGAGGAGAACGCUCUGAGAGGAGGCUACAGCACACCGCAGACACUGGCCAACAGAGACAGGUGUCGCGUGGCCCAGCUAGCUCUCUACGACGGGCCAUUUGCUGACUUGGGGGACGGCGGUUGCUACGGGGACUUGUUCUGUAAAGCACUGAAGACGUACAACAUGCUGUGUUUUGGAAUCUACAGAUUGAGAGACGCUCAUCUCGGUUCCCCGAGCCAGUGUACAAAACGGUAUGUGAUCACGAACCCACCGUACGAGUUUGAGCUCGUUCCCUCAGACCUGAUCUUCUGCCUCAUGCAGUUCGACCACAACGCAGGCCAGUCUCGGACAAGCUUGUCCCACUCUUCCCACUCCUCCCAUUCCUCCAGCAAAAAGAGCUCCUCUGUCCACUCCAUCCCGCCCUCCAACCGGCAGAACCGCAGCAGUAAGACCCGGGAGGGCCGCGACAAACAGAAUGCAACAAGGAUGAAUAGAAUGGGCCAAGAAAAGAAAUGGUUUACAGAUGAACCAGAAAAUGCCUACCCACGGAACAUUCAGAUCAAGCCCAUGAGCACUCACAUGGCCAACCAAGUCAACCAAUACAAAUCCACCAGUAGUCUGAUUCCACCAAUCAGAGAAGUUGAAGAUGAAUGCUGAACACGACAGGGUUUUCUUGCUGACUCACCAGACAUCUGUACGCGCUUUCAAAAGAGACGAGAAAAGAUCGCCUGUGGAGGAGUGACGAUGAUGAUCACAGGGAUGUUGAAGACUAAAGCAUUUCUCUUCUCUCAUUCUUCGAAUCAAGAGUCGGACAGGAACCCAAACUGGACGGACCUCCUAUGUGUAUACCUUUAAUGUUACUUCCAUGCUCUUGGACAUUGUUUUAUUUAUUAAUGUAUCCAUAGUGAUGUACAUAAUGACAAUCAAAUAAGGAUUGUACAGCCCCUUCCCCCUAGCACUUUUUGGAAUUAUUUUAAGAGUUGACAAAAAAAAAGAGUACUUCCUGUAAUUCUUUGCAAUAUUUCACCUCUUCGUGUGACCAGACUCAACGGCUGAGGCCACUGGUUCUCGGAGGAUGAGGGUUGCAGCGAUGAGCUGAUCAUAUCAUAUCUCCCAAAGAGCUGCCCAGAUGCUUCAAGUUAAACCAGCUGGGUUCAUUGACUUCAUAUCUCCUGUCUGCUUCUGUUCUAUUUGCACUAAAACUGAAUAAGUUUCUUUUGACAGAACAACUUGAACCAUCUGAUUCCCCUUCAAAUCAAAUAUUGUGAAGGAAGAAAGAAAGGGAUGGAGGGCUGCUUGGCUUCAAAGGCAUACUAAUCUUGUUCUUAGGUUGUUGUACAUCAUGUCGUCGCUUAAGGUUUGCUACUUCUCCGUUGACUCGUCAUGUUGAGUGGCAGCAUUCCAGUCCUGCAGAAGAAAUUCAUCUCACAAACCAGUAGACUUAAACAACUUAGAGGAUGGUGCAGUGUUGGUGUUUGCUGGCUGAAAGAGAAAACCCUGUACCUACAUGUCUUCUGCUGAUACGUCAGAUCAUAAUGCCUGUGACUCUGUUUUCAGCUCCUAUCGCAUGAUAUGUGCCUGAGCCCCCUCCAUAACAGAUACAGGGUGGUUGAUCAAGCUGAAUACCUGAGAAGGAUGAAAAAAAAAAACCUUCUCUGUCCUUCAUGCGUUAAGGAGCUUUUAUGUUAUGUACAAGCUGUGUGUGUGUGUGUAUGCAUCGCAGCCAUUUGUCCUGCUGGUGUUGCGCUGAUCAGUGCUGUCGUCUCCUCCAUCAGCUUGUACGUGAUGGUGAAUCUUUGAAGGAACAGCAUGUGUGAUUUCAGCUCAAAAAAAUGAACGUCAAGGUUGAAUUUAUGAAGAAAAAUCUAGAGGGUUUGGAUCUACUAACAAAAAACUGUUGCAUCAAAACCAAAAUCCCCAACUAUGUUUGAGCCUAACACGAACAGCAGCGGCGUGCCCACCGUUAACACUUUGCCGUGAAUUCUGCGGCAAGAAUUGGGAUCACAAAGACGAGUGGUGUAUUUUCUGAAUGUUUUUCUGUUAAUAAUGACUAAGAGAAAUGCCACAUAUUGCGUAAAAGUGGGCAUCAAUGGGUCCUCCUUUAAUCGGAGCAACUGCCUGGCACAGGGUUGGCACAGAGGCAGUAAAGCGCUUGGAUGUUCUCUGUCGCCAAUCCAGAUGUUACACGCCUCAAAACUCUCAGGAGUUAAAGAUGCUGUUCUGUCCCCCAUUGUGGGAAAAAACGCUCAAACAUAGUUGGGUGGAAACGCAACCAUGCCACAGACUGCUAAUAAGGACACUGGAGAGGAACCGGUGUUCUUCAUGUCAGCCUGUGUGCCACAGAAGAGUGUAUUUUGCACAUGUUUAGGAAUUGAUCGAUCCAAAUCCAGCUGUGAUGGAGGAUUGAGGUGGUAGCCUUGUUUAUCCUGAAACAUAAACUUAUAUACAAAAUAUUAAGUUGGAUUUAUACAUAUAAACAUAAUUAUUUUGUAUCCAUACACAUAUUCAACUUGUAAUUAUUUUUCUAGAAAAGAGCCAAGUAAUUAAAAAAGCAAGUAUUAUAAGAUUUAAAAAGAGUUAAAUGAUAUCUUUAACGACUUCAUAUCAAAUGAUUUAGUGUUCCACUAUAUCACCUUUAUUUAACUUCAUACUCAGACAAAAGAUUAUUUUUUUAUCACCUAACCCCACGUUAACAAACUGCGUCACUCUGGAGCCAGUGAGGCUUGGUCUAGCUUGCAUUGUGAAACCACCAUCUUCAGCCUGGCAGCUCAGCUCUGUUGAGUGCUUGUAGAAAUCAAUGAAUGCUCACCUCGUUUAGUCGCACUGAUGAGCAAUUACCAAAUAGUAUGUCUGCUGCUUAGCAUUGCUAGCUACCAACAUGCAGACAGAGGAACAGAUGUAGAGGAGGGAAAGAAAUGUCGUGUUUAAAUUGAGCGCAAAUCCGAGCAGAAUGAAUAAAGAGAAGACGACUGUGUGUGCAGGCCAGAACUGAAUGACCUUCAUUAGAUAUGUUUGACCUAAAUUAGGUCCCUGGUGUAGAGAAAGAGUGUGUACUCUACAGCACAGUGUGCUGGUGUUAUCAACAGAAUAUGACACGGAGAUGCUGCCAGGUCUCCGCUAUAGACUGUAAAAAGUAAAACUGACAUAAAUAAUUUAGGAUUAUGCGAAAGAACAUAAUAAUGUGUUACAUAUGUCUGUGUAAAUUCAACCCAUGAGAAUAGGCCACAUUUCUUUUUCAAACCAAAUGAUCAGAGCUUCAAUGUCUGUCUAUUGGAUGUGUUGCAACUAUACUGAAGCCUCAUACACAUUGUCCUGAAGUGAACUUUGAACUGUGAUUACAUCGUCGUCACACUUUGUAGCAAAUAGAUUUCUUUUCAGAAGAUAUGUUAGUAAUAUGUAUGUUUAAUUGGGUCGUUCACGGCAUGUUUGCCAGCCUGAAAAAUAAGGAACUACUCAUAUUUGAUAAUGGCAAUGACGCAUUAUACAUAGAAUUGACAAACUGAUUGUUGAGCUAAAAAAAAAAAAAAAAAAGAUUAAUGUCGAUGUUGAAAAUGAAAGAUCCUGGAUUCCUGUAGGGAUGUCGAGGUUUUAUGAGUAGGAAAAGUGAGGCGGGAUUUGAUCUGGUUAAUCGGCCAUCACAACGAUGGGAGGUAGCACCAAUUCAGCAAAGGUUAUCAAAAGAGAGAACAUCCUUAAUUUCCCUGUUUAAAUGACUUUGUGUUAUUACAGGGUUUACAUUCCAUUUUGUCAGCUUGUCAUCUGUCACCACUGCUUCUUAUUUGUUUACAGAGUAUUGCUUUGAGAUACUUAAACAUAGCAUUGCUCAGAAAUAAAACGGAACAUGCUGCAAACUGGCAUCAAUACAAACUCGCAAAGUAAUGCACCAUUUGUUUUCAUUACACUUGACUACUGUGCUUUUUCUACCUGAACACUCAUUGUGCGACUCAUACAGGCAUUAUUUUACAACACUGGACUGAGAUGUCUCUUCUUCCUACACCUUUUCAAAUGUCUCUUUUUAUGUCUAGAUGUUUUUUGUUUUUUGUUUUGCAUUGUAUACCUCUAAAGAUUUUUAGAGUUUUUUUUGAAGUGCCAUGAAGAAUUUAGUUACGCAAAGCAUCCUUCAGUCAUUCAGGGGACACAAGCUCGCUAUGACCGAGCUGAGUCCGUGUGUUUUCCACUGUGAGAACGGUGUCUUGUACUGACAUGGAGAACAUCCAAGCCAUCAAUGCCUCCAUGUCAGUAUAGUGCCAGGCAGUGCACGAGGUCAAGAGGAGGACCCAUAUUAAGUCCCACUAUAACGAAAAGUGGCAUUCAGGAAGUCUGAGGGGCUGCAGGAGCGGAGAGAGAUGGAUAUGGUAUAUACAUAUUGUCUCUACUGUGUUUGUUUCCAGGUUAUUAGGUUGUCAUGUUGUGUAUUUACAUACGGAUGACUGAAAGAUGCAUUUAAAGGCCCAGUGCCUGUAACAUCACAUGUGUUUUUGUACACGGAACAAAUCAAAGACUAUGAUGCGUAGUACGUUUCUGUCACAGUAUGUUGCAUCAUUUUUGUUAAUCUAUUUGUUGCUGUAAAGGAUGGAUAUAAUAACUUAUUUGCUGGGAAUUGUACCAGAUAUAAUAGAACAUAUAAUACUUAUGGGGGAUGGGAGGUGGGUCUCAAGUCUUAAAAACACAUUGAGAUUGCAUUCAGCAAUUUUGAUGUUUCUUUUUUUAAGAAAUGUUCCUUCUUUUUUUUUUUUGGCUGCCUAUCAGUUCAGGAAGCAUUCAGGACAUUGCUCUUGCGUAUCACAGAUAAGAUUUGUUGGCACAUCUUCAUUGCAGCAAACAGGAGUUCGACAUAGCAGUCUAAUUAGUUUGGAUGUGUUCUAGAUAUGACGGAUAAAUGGAUUAUUUGAUGGUGCUGAGUUGAUCUACCUGACUCUGUCAAAUAUAAUCUGCUGAUAAAUAUACUGUCUUGUACAAAAAGUUUGUACAUAGAUUGUACAUGGUUUCUUUUUGUAUUUUCUCAAAUUAAAAUGGAUGUAUUUGUGUUCUAAACAAUGAAA
Labrus mixtus (cuckoo wrasse) is the source of this 8883-nucleotide messenger RNA. It is a transcript of the gene kcnma1a, whose product is annotated as potassium large conductance calcium-activated channel, subfamily M, alpha member 1a. Gene Ontology annotation, molecular function: large conductance calcium-activated potassium channel activity. The record is from RefSeq and is a predicted model, not a curated record. Gene Ontology annotation, cellular component: postsynaptic membrane. Lineage: Eukaryota; Metazoa; Chordata; Actinopteri; Labriformes; Labridae. Gene Ontology annotation, biological process: potassium ion transport; transmembrane transport. The transcript is spliced from 34 exons. Bases 506 to 4498 code for a protein of 1330 amino acids.